This is a messenger RNA of Racocetra persica, 121 nucleotides long. Lineage: Eukaryota; Fungi; Glomeromycota; Glomeromycetes; Diversisporales; Gigasporaceae. The record is from the annotation of a GenBank genome assembly.
UAGUGGUGGUUCUUCCUAUGAAUUGGCCGAUAAUAUAUUAAAUAAUGAAAAUAUGCAUAAUGAACUAUCAAGAGAAGUAUUGUCUCAAUAUUCUGAACCUGAACAUGAAUCUCCUGUCUAA